Molecule: messenger RNA, 1968 nt
Organism: Polypterus senegalus (gray bichir)
Lineage: Eukaryota; Metazoa; Chordata; Cladistia; Polypteriformes; Polypteridae
Product: tripartite motif-containing protein 16-like
Exons: 6
Coding region: 472-1968 (498 amino acids)
Molecular function (GO): zinc ion binding; protein binding
Source: RefSeq, a predicted model, not a curated record
AAAUAUAAUGCAUUGUAUUAGAGAAUGAAUUACAAAAUACACUAUAAUAGUUGGUGCAAUGAAAAUGGUAACUGAGGUCUACAUCGAUCAUUUAUAUUUCAGCCCAGCUUAGAUGGGUAACACAGCUAGUACUUUAGUAAAUGACACAUUGAUUUGACAUUUUUAUACUUUGUUUUAUUUCUUGAGUGAAUGAAGUAAAUAUUAGGGUACUAGAUGUGGAAAAUUGCUGCUUUUCUGCCCAGGGUUUUAUCAACGCUGAGUUGAUGUACCUCAAUAAUUCUUUACAUUUUUAUUGUGCUUUUCUCACUUCUCAAAGCUCUUUAGUGAGUGAGAAGCCACUUCAAGCACCACUAAUAUGCAGCAACCACAUGGAUGAUAAGAUGGCAGCCAUUAUUGCGUCAGUAUGCUCACCACACAUGAGCUAUUGGGUGGUAAAGUGGUGGUUUUGGGACCAACAUUCAGACCACAGGAAUGAUGAUGGCUGAAGCCCAGCUGUUUGUAUCACAGGACGAGUUCACCUGCUCGGUGUGUCUGGACACCCUGACUGACCCCGUCACCAUCCUCUGUGGUCAUAAUUUCUGUCUGAAGUGCCUUACGGACUACUGGGAUCAGAGCCAAGUCUGCAGAUGUCCUCAGUGCAGACACACCUUCACGUUGAGGCCUGAACUAAAGAGAAACAAUCUGCUGAAUGAAGUCAUCAAGAAAUUUAAGAAGAGGGCACUCAAUCCUCCUCCUCCUCUUCCACCUAAGAAUUAUGCUGGUCCUGGAGAUGUGGAGUGUGACUUCUGUACUGGGAAGAAGUUCAGAGCAGUGAAGUCCUGUCUCACCUGCAUGGCAUCCUACUGUCCGAUUCACCUGAAGCCUCACUAUGAAGGAGAUGCCUGGAAGGGACACAAGCUGGUUGAUCCUGAUAGAAAUCUGAAGGAGAAACUCUGUGAGAAACAUCAGAAAAGUCUGGAAAUAUUUUGUAAAACUGAUGAGAUGUGUGUCUGCAUGAUAUGUGUGGUGACUGGACAUAAAAAUCAUGAAAUGGUAGAGCUGGGGACAGAAAGAGAAAAUAAAGAGAUGUCUGUGGAAAGAGAUGUAGAAGAAAAUGAGAAGAGCUACACUGAUCUGAUACGGUGCAUUGAGGAAGCCGACAGGAAACUGACUGAGAGGAUCAAAGAACAAGAAAAGAGAGAAAUGGAGAAGUCUGAAAGAAAUUUCUCAUCCCGCUGUAUUCUUCCUGCUGAUGGUGACUUGCUGAGCUUCACUGUCACUACUGAUUUCUCAUCUGAGGACCUGAGAAAGGAGCUGUCAGGUCUGAAAAAGAGUCUGGAGAAGAUCAGCCAGUGUGAGAUCAUGACAAGGACUCCAUCAGCUCAUGAAGCUCCAGUUUUCGCCCUCCAGCCUCCUGAACCUCAGAGCAGAGACGACUUUUUAAAAUACUUCUGUCCCCUCACACUGGACAUCAACACAGCACACAGAUACCUCCAUCUAUCUGAAGGGAACAAGAAGGUGACACGUGAGUGGACUGAAUCCAAAUAUCCAAUUCAUCCUGAUAGAUUUGACAGCUGGCCUCAAGUUCUGUGCAGAGAGGCUCUGACUGGGACUCGCUGUUACUGGGAGGUGGAGUGCAGUGGAGACUUCAUAGACAUUGGAGUCGCAUAUAAAGGACUGAGCAGGAAAGAACUGGGCUGGGAGUGCGGCCUUGGAAACAACAACAAGUCCUGGUGUUUGCGGUGUUCUCAUUCCAAGUACUCUGUACAUCACAAUGACAAGGAGACUGUAAUCAGCGCCCCCUACAUCCCCAGAAUAGGUGUGUAUCUGGACUGGCCUGCUGGCUCUCUGUCAUUUUAUAGCGUCUCACACACAAUGACCCUCCUGCACAGGAUCAACACCUCCUUCACUGAGCCCCUCUAUCCAGGGUUUUGGCUUAGUCUUCACUCCAGUGUAACAAUCAGCCAUCUGACACGAUGUGACCAGUGA